Molecule: messenger RNA, 822 nt
Organism: Caenorhabditis briggsae
Lineage: Eukaryota; Metazoa; Nematoda; Chromadorea; Rhabditida; Rhabditidae
Exons: 4
Coding region: 1-822 (273 amino acids)
Biological process (GO): cell differentiation; anatomical structure morphogenesis; regulation of DNA-templated transcription
Molecular function (GO): RNA polymerase II cis-regulatory region sequence-specific DNA binding; DNA-binding transcription factor activity, RNA polymerase II-specific
Source: RefSeq, a predicted model, not a curated record
AUGGACCCAAUGUUCAACAUCAACUUUCAGUCAGCAACGAUGAUGAUGCCAGAAUUCCCUCCUGUUCAAGGCCAAAAGCCAACCCCAUAUGAUAAGAAAAAGGACCCAAAUCAUGUCAAGCGCCCCAUGAACUCAUUCAUGGUGUUCUCUCAAGCGGAGCGAAAGAAAAUCACCAUGGCUCAGCCGCAUCUUCACAACGCUGUUAUCAGUCAGCAGUUAUCCAAGAAGUGGAAGGACAUGACGCCAGAGGAGAAGGAUCCGUAUGUCAAGGAAGCGGAUAAGUUGAAGAUGGAGCAUGCAUUGCAAAACCCUGGAUACAAGUACCAACCACGUCGUAAACUCAAGGGUGUACCAUCAAAGAGUACAGUAUCUGAUGAAAAUAGCGAGGGAAAAAAGGCCACCCCACAACGAAAAAAUGCUCAACCAAUGGCACAGAUUCAACAGUACCCAGGAUCCUCAAAUCAAAUGUCGUUCCCGAUGCAGUCGUUCGGAUUCUAUGGCCACCAACCACAUACUCAGAAUCCACAAGGACAAAUACAUGGAGGUGGACACCCAUACUUCAAUCACGGAUUGGCUCCAAUGGUUGAUCAGAUGACUAAUAACUACUACGACUUCUCUUCUCAACAGAACUAUCAGCAUGAUUACACUAUGUACGCGCCAAUUCAGAAUCGCACGUCUUCUAACGAGUCUUCUGAAUCCUGGAACACCACCACCAGCUCAUUAAUGCCAACGUCUUCUGAAUCUCGUGCUCCAUCUGCACUCACCGUUGAUGAGUUCCCGGGAAUCAACGCGGGAUUCGUCUUCCCAAAAUACGAGUUCUAA